AUGGAACAACAACUGGAGGCAUUAGAGCAAAAAUCCCGGGCUCUUUUGCUGGCAACGUCAGUAGACGAGUUGAAGCAGUUGUUUCGCGAAUUCCGGAGUAAUUGGGAAAUGCUUCAAGUUAUGUUGCUCCAUGCAGAUGCUACCGUUGAGCAGAUAGUGCGGUAUGAGAAAGCUGUGCAAGAAUUUCAACGCUUAAAUUCCCGUUAUCGUCGUCAAAUUCUUGAGACCCGUUCCUGGAACCCUUUCAUCAAACCGGUAGCAAAGGAGACGAUUGAUGACAACACAAAUGAUGCUGAAAACGACCAAAAGAACAUAUCUAACCAACUUUUUCCUCAAAAUACCGCUACACUUCCAGAUGGCAUGUUGGUCUCUAGUGCGACGCAAGUUACCUCAGCGAUGAGAGGUAUCCAUUCACAGCUUGUACAGGCUAUCGACCUAAGUGUUAACAGCUCUCAACAGCUGGAAGAGAGCACAAGUGUACUUCAGGAUCUUCAAGAGAAGUACUUCAGUUUGGGCGACGUGAUCUUUUCAAGUCGCCGUUUAAUAAAGGAGCUUAAGAUGAGUGAUAAAGGUGAUUAUUUGCUUGUGAUGUCUGGGUUCUACAUUUUAAUGGCUAUUGUAUUAUUUAUUCUUUGGAAACGAGUUCUGUGGCCCUUCCUGUCUAUCUUCCUUUUCUUCUGGUAA
Messenger RNA from Schizosaccharomyces japonicus yFS275, 684 nucleotides. Its product is annotated as SNARE Sec20. The transcript has a single exon. Gene Ontology annotation, molecular function: SNAP receptor activity. Gene Ontology annotation, cellular component: endoplasmic reticulum membrane. The coding region runs from base 1 to 684 and encodes 227 amino acids. NCBI's taxonomy places the organism in Eukaryota, Fungi, Ascomycota, Schizosaccharomycetes, Schizosaccharomycetales, Schizosaccharomycetaceae. The record is from RefSeq and is a predicted model, not a curated record. Gene Ontology annotation, biological process: retrograde vesicle-mediated transport, Golgi to endoplasmic reticulum; membrane fusion.